ACACCUUACAUUCCUGUAUAAAUACCCCAUCUGAUCCCACAUAGUCUGCACAAUAGUACAUCGCAGAACAGCAUCUUAAAGGACGCAAAGGAGGAUAAAAGUAGAAGAAACCUUGAUACCUCAACUAAUUCAUACACUUUCAACAAGCUUUGAUUUUCCAGAAUGGGAUCUUCUGCAGUUCAGAUGGCAUGUGUGGCCUUUGGGGUCCUUGGACUCAUUGGCGUCAUUAUUUGCUGCUCUAUUCCUCGCUGGAAGGUGUCGUCCUUCAUAGGAUCCAACAUUGUGACAGCACAGACCACUCAAGAGGGCCUGUGGAUGGAGUGUGUGGUGCAGAGCACCGGGCAGCAACAGUGCAAGAACUACGACUCCCUGCUGGUUUUGCCCUCAGACCUGCAGGCUGCCAGAGCCAUGACCAUCAUCAGCUGCAUGCUCUCCUGCCUCAGCCUCCUCAUCCUCUUCUGCGGUGCUGACUUCACCACUUGUGUGGAGAACGAAGACGCCAAGUCUAAGAUCAGCCUGGUGGCUGCAGUAGGCCUGCUGCUUGCUGGUCUCAUGGUGAUCAUCCCAGUCAGCUGGUCUGCAAAUAAUAUUGUGAGAGACUUCAACAACCCCUUGGUACCUUCCUCCAAUAAAAAGGAGUUAGGAGCAUGCAUCUAUGUGGGUUGGGGAGCUGGUGUGCUGCUGAUUCUGGCUGGUGGUCUGCUCUGCUGCUUUAGCAGACCCAAAUCCAGCAGCUCUGGAGGAACCGCCAAGUACUUUAGCAACAGUGCUUCAGCCCCAAACAAAAACUAUGUGUAGUGGCUUUAAUGAAAGGGACAAAGAUUUGAGAGAAAGAAGAUGAGGAGAGGGAUAUUUAGUGAAAGACUGGGGAGGAAUGAUGUAAAAUAACACCAGGGUUUAGGUUUAGAAAAAAUAUGAUUGUGUAAAUAUUUAACACUGAUAACUGGCUCCAUUUCUAACACCAUUCCAAGCUAUGAUGGAGAUCUUUUCAUUUUGGUAGCAGGGUGAGGUGUAUGGCAUCAACAUAAAGGCUAUAAAAUUUAAUUUGCAGCGUUUUUUAAGCAUAAAGGUAAUAAGUUUUAUUUGGGUUACUUUCUUCAGAGCCAGCUCUUCUAGCUAGAAAGAAGUUGGAUUUUCUUUCUUCUCACUGAAAUGUUCAACCUUAAAAUUGGCUUUAAAUAAAUAACAACACAGAUGAUAAAACUGUAAAAAUGAAUUAAUAAAGGAAAAAAUAAUCUCACUUAAUGAGUUCUAAACUCAGCAACUAUAUGUAUGAAAUAUCAAAUCAGUCUUUUGAUGCACUAUGGCUCUAAAUGAACAUAUAUUUUGCUUUUUAUAUUAAUUUACCUGUUUCUGUUUUAUCUUUAAGGUUGUGGUCAGAGAAAGCUAAAAAAAAAUCUUUAACCAAAUGCACCUCAGUAGGCCUCAGGGAAUAUCUGUGUGCAAAUGUUUCUCAGCUGAUACAUUUUUAAGCAUAUAUGUUAUAUUUCACAUAGAUUUAUACAUUUGUUAUUACUCAAUUUGUUCUGUUUCUCAUUUUGUAUGAUGAGUAAAAAUGAUUAAAAUCUGGUAAAAUUCAAA
Messenger RNA from Melanotaenia boesemani (Boeseman's rainbowfish), 1581 nucleotides. RefSeq names its product claudin-4-like. Lineage: Eukaryota; Metazoa; Chordata; Actinopteri; Atheriniformes; Melanotaeniidae. Gene Ontology annotation, molecular function: structural molecule activity. Gene Ontology annotation, biological process: bicellular tight junction assembly; cell adhesion. The record is from RefSeq and is a predicted model, not a curated record. Gene Ontology annotation, cellular component: plasma membrane; bicellular tight junction. The transcript has 3 exons. Bases 163 to 798 code for a protein of 211 amino acids.